Messenger RNA from Xenopus laevis (African clawed frog), 1309 nucleotides. Its product is annotated as gastrula zinc finger protein xLCGF3.1-like. The transcript has 2 exons. Lineage: Eukaryota; Metazoa; Chordata; Amphibia; Anura; Pipidae. The record is from RefSeq and is a predicted model, not a curated record. Bases 209 to 694 code for a protein of 161 amino acids.
AGUGGCUCCUUGUGGCCCAUGAAUUCUUCAUUCCAAGUUUGUCUCUUCCCUACUAGCAGCUUCCACAGAGGAGGAAAUAAUUCAGGUCCAGAUAAAGGAAGAACCAGAAUCAGAGGACGAGAGUCUAGAGGAAAACUGUUGUUGGGGUGAGUGCUGAAACACUACAGAGAGUGAGAGCCAUUCAGUUAACUCUAAAGUGUCCAGUUUCAUGUGCAGAAGAUGCAGCAAAUGCUUCGCUGCUAAAUCCUCCCUUCACAAACACAACAGAAUCCAAACGGGGGAGAAACCAUACACCUGCACAGAAUGUGGCAAAAGCUUCUCGCGUCUGAGCUUCUUCCGUAUUCACAACAGGAUCCACACUGGAGAGAAACCAUUCACCUGCACUGAGUGCGGCAAGCGUUUCACCAACGGCACCAGUCUCUGUAACCACCAGAGAACUCACACGGGAGAGAAACCAUUCACCUGCGAGGAAUGCGGAUCUUUAUUUGCUGAAAGGAGCGCCCUGCGCUGGCACCAGAUCAUUCACAGCGAUGAGAAGCCGUUUGUAUGUACAGAAUGUGGGAGCCGCUUCUCUUUGAGGGACUCGCUUCUCAGGCACCAGAGAAUUCACAGAGGAGAGAAACCAUUCACCUGCAGAGAAUGUGGGAAAUACUUUUAUCAGAGCAACCACCUCCAGAGGCAGGGCCGGAACUAGGGGUAGGCAGAGUAGGCACGUGCCUAGGGCGCAAAGCUGGGAGGGCGCCAGGCACUUACCUCCUCUGUCGCCUACCCCAAGUCCGGUUCCCUUCUUUUGCCGACUCUAUGCGUACGCGAGCGCAAAUUCGUGCAGGCCAGGCGCAUGAUCGCAAAUUUGCGCAGACGCACACUAAACAGGCGGUGCGACUGCCGGGCCUGACUAGGGCGUCUGCCCAGCGUGGCCCGGCACUGUCCAGAGGCACCAGGCAACUCAUACUGGGGUAAAACCAUUUACCUGCACAAAGUGUGGCAGGGGCUUCUCUGUAAAGUAUGCCCUUCGGCGGCACCAGAAAACUCACACGGCAGAAAUCUACAUUGUAACUUUCCUUCCAUAGCAACAACCCGACAACAUUCAAAUUUCUGGGCUGCUGUCUUCCCCACUGUCAGACAGAAACCUUUCCCUGAGUGAUUAAACCCUGCGGAGCUCUGAUUCUGUCCACUUCCUGUUCCUGGGCUGCUCUCUUUCCCAUGGUGAGGCAGAGAAAAUGCAUUUAUAUUAGGGAUGCACCGAAUCCACUAUUUGGGAUUCAGAAGAAUCCCCGAAUCCUUUGUGAAAGAUUCGGCCGAAUACCGA